CCUUUGCUCUCGUUAUUUGUAAUAAUUCGAUAAUUAAGCAGAUCUAAAAAUAAAAUCAGCCAUGAGUAGAGGUGGGAGUUAUGGUGGUGGACAAAGUUCCUUAGGCUAUCUGUUUAGUCCUGACGAGCAACCUUCUAAACCUCCGGCCGGGCAGACUACUGUUAGCAUUCCUCCGUACGGUAUCGACACCACCACAGAGAAAUCUCCUGAUACUCAAUCUUCUGGGAAACAAAACGUUUCAAACAACUACCAAAGGUCUCAAGGCCAGAACUCUGGCAACUUCAUAACUGAUCGUCCUUCAACAAAAGUCAAGUCGGUUCCUGGUGGAGAUUCCUCACUGGGGUACUUGUUUGGAGAUAAGUGAGAUUAUUAAUUAUUAUAUAUUUUCUGCUUAUAUAUAUAGCUGCUUUGUGGAGUUUGAAUAAUAACAUGUACAAAUAAGGGAUUCAGUUCUCAUCGGCACUCUCUCAUGCUCAAGCUCAAGGUCAAGGUCAUCUUCCUCCUUCCAGUUUAUUAUAUGUGAUGUUAAAACAUCAUCUAGAUUUGAACGUGUUGCAGAUUAUGUGGAUAUGUGCAAUUGUAUGAAUUCACAAAUAAUUGCUAUUUCAGUGUUUGUCUUGUGUGA
This is a messenger RNA of Mangifera indica (mango), 625 nucleotides long. RefSeq names its product protein SPIRAL1-like 5. Gene Ontology annotation, biological process: cortical microtubule organization. The record is from RefSeq and is a predicted model, not a curated record. Gene Ontology annotation, cellular component: cortical microtubule, transverse to long axis. The transcript is spliced from 2 exons. NCBI's taxonomy places the organism in Eukaryota, Viridiplantae, Streptophyta, Magnoliopsida, Sapindales, Anacardiaceae. The coding region runs from base 62 to 364 and encodes 100 amino acids.